GUACAUGUAUGCGCGAUAAAGUUCCCGAUGUGCCCUGAGCUCAGUCAGCAUUUGUCUGCUCCAAGAGGAACACACUGGAAUUUUUCAAGACACUAGGAGGCAAACUAAGACCAGCAAAAUGACUCUUUACGACACAUAUAAGUACAUCAUCUAUGACCUUUGUGAUCCUCGGGCUUUUCAAUAUACUUAUUUAGCAUCACCAUGGCCCGCGUCUAUUAUUCUCUUUGCCUACAUAUAUUUUAUUAAAGUGUGUGGUCCCAGAUUUAUGAAAGAUCGACAACCAUACAACAUCGACUGGUUAAUGCAUCUGUACAACCUGAGUCAAUUAUAUUGGAAUACAUAUUUGUUCUCGUAUAUCUACGAUAUUUAUAAAGCCGCUCAAGAAGACAAAGACUUUUCGUUUUGGUGUAUGCCUGUGACAUACUCGGACGAUAACCCUGUGUCAAAAAUAAUCCAGUUUAUUCUCGUGCUCAUCCAUUGUUUCUCAGUAUUUUUCCAACCUUCAUGUUAUUAUAACACGUUUGUGACUGGACUGGCAGUGUACCAAACUGCAGGGUUUUUGUACCUAUUUCUUCACUGGUACAUAAAAGCGUACCGGCUCGAGAAGAAGAAAAAGUGAACACAAAAUAGUGUGUGAAAAUAACAUUGUCUUCGCAGUCAUUCCAUUAAGCAUCCUGUGAAUCAUCGGGCUAGUGACAAUGUAACAUUAUUAAUAUGAAUGAAGGGGGCAUAAAGACUGUUUUAUGUUUUGUUUAUAUCAUUAACUGACAAGCAGGAUUUCAGUAUUACGAAUUUAUAUUAGCUACGAUAAACGUAUUUUCUACAAUGUUCAAUAAAUACACGUAACUGUACCUAGCAAAAGGUCUGCCUAUUAAAAAACUAAACUAUAAAUUUUAUAUUAUAUUCGAACAAUAUAUCUACCUGUUUGUUUGUUAUUGAAAGAAAGUACAGAAUAAUUUAACAGAAAGUGCUGAAGUCAAAUAAAUUUAAAGUAUUUUUGAAUGUAUUAAACGCAAUUAAAUGUCAUAGGAAG
Gryllus bimaculatus (two-spotted cricket) is the source of this 1033-nucleotide messenger RNA. The record is from the annotation of a GenBank genome assembly. Lineage: Eukaryota; Metazoa; Arthropoda; Insecta; Orthoptera; Gryllidae.